GGCCCAGGGGCCUCACACUUGGAGUCGCGGGAGCUGCAGGUUUUGCCGGGAGAGACGCCGCACGUGGAGCGCGCGCCGCCGCUGUUCUCCGCCGGCUGUGGAGCGCGGGCGGGGGCGACCCGGUUGGUUCCGGAGCGGGGCUGAGCUUUUGAAGUACUUCAACCAUGACAAAAAGAGAAGCAGAGGAGCUGAUAGAAAUUGAAAUUGAUGGAACAGAGAAAACAGAAUGCACAGAAGAAAGCAUUGUAGAACAGACCUACACCGGUGAAUGUUUAAGCCAGGCCAUAGACAUCAAUGAGCCAAUAGGCAAUUUAAAGAAACUACUAGAACCAAGACUACAGUGUUCUUUGGAUGCUCAUGAAAUUUGUCUACAAGAAAUCCAGCUGGAUCCAGAACGAAGUUUAUUUGACCAAGGAGUAAAGACAGAUGGAACUGUACAACUUAGUGUACAGGUAAUUGCUUACCAAGGAAUGGAACCAAAGCUCAACAUCCUUGAAAUUGUUAAACCUGCGGAAACAGUUGAAGUAGUCAUUGAUCCAGAUGCUCAUCAUGCUGAAGCAGAAGCACAUCUUGUUGAAGAAGCUCAAGUGAUAACUCUUGAUGGCACAAAACACAUCACAACCAUUUCAGAUGAAACCUCGGAACAAGUGACCAGAUGGGCUGCCGCCCUAGAAGGUUACAGGAAAGAGCAAGAGCGCCUUGGGAUACCGUACGAUCCUAUACAGUGGUCUACAGACCAAGUCUUACAUUGGGUAGUUUGGGUCAUGAAGGAAUUCAGCAUGACUGAUAUAGACCUCAGCACACUCAACAUUUCAGGACGAGAAUUAUGUAGUCUCAACCAAGAAGAGUUUUUCCAGCGGGUCCCUCGGGGAGAAAUUCUCUGGAGUCAUCUGGAGCUUCUUCGGAAAUAUGUAUUGGCAAGCCAGGAACAACAGAUGAACGAGAUAGUUACUAUUGAUCAACCUGUCCAAAUUAUUCCAGCAUCAGUUCAGUCUGCAACACCAACUACCAUUAAAGGUAUAAACAGCAGUGCAAAGGCAGCUAAAGUACAAAGAGCUCCAAGGAUUUCAGGAGAAGAUAGAAGUUCACCUGGGAACAGAACAGGAAACAAUGGCCAGAUUCAACUGUGGCAGUUUUUGCUAGAACUUCUUACUGACAAGGAUGCUCGAGACUGCAUUUCUUGGGUUGGUGAUGAAGGCGAGUUUAAACUAAAUCAGCCUGAACUGGUUGCACAAAAAUGGGGACAACGUAAAAAUAAACCUACAAUGAACUAUGAGAAACUCAGUCGUGCAUUAAGGUAUUAUUAUGAUGGAGACAUGAUUUGUAAAGUUCAGGGCAAGAGAUUUGUGUACAAGUUUGUCUGUGACUUGAAGACUCUUAUUGGAUACAGUGCAGCAGAGUUGAACCGUUUGGUCACAGAGUGUGAACAGAAGAAACUUGCAAAGAUGCAGCUCCAUGGAAUCGCCCAGCCUGUCACAGCAGUCGCCCUGGCUGCAGCUUCUCUGCAAGCAGAAAAGGAUAACUGAGCCCAGGAUCUGCUGGGAUUUCAAGGUCUUUCUUAACUCUGAGAGCACGCAUUGCUCUCACCUUUAUUACUGAAUUUGAAUCUUCCUUUAUUUCUAAACUGUACAGUCUAAUGCAUGAUUUUUUUUAUAAAUAUUUCAUACUCUUGUGAAUUUGGAUCUUUUUACUUUGAGCAUAUAUUUUAGAAUAUAAGUAUGUUACAGGAUCACCACAAUGGCUUCAGUAUGAAGGCAGGUUCAUUGUGGGUAGUUUGUUAACAGUCAGGAAAGCUAAACUGGUCAGUAUUAAUGUCUAGCCCUACCAAAAAUAGCCAGCAGCAUCUGAGGAUGAAAAAUAAAUGAAGUAUCUUCAGGAAACAGUCUGGCUUAACUAUUUUUGAAAGUAUAACUGUUUACCCUCUCUGCUGCUUUAGAUGUUACUUUACAUAAAACCAGAAAAUGGGACUUUAACAGCUAAAGCAUGUGUGCCUGUUUCAUCUAAUCAGGCAGAGCUAAAAUAGUCAUAUCAAAUAAAAGUAUAAUAUUAAUAAAUUACUAAACUAAUAGUAUCAAGUUAUUAAAGUAAUUUAUAUAUUUGCAAGCAAAGGACAAAGAAGUCAACUGGCAGAAGAGCAGUGCUGAAGAGGGAGACCCAGGUUUAAAUCUGGCUCAGGUUUCUGUAUAGAUUCACAAUGUUAGGUCAAGAAUUUAAAUUCUAAGAGAGGCAUUGAAUCUAAUAAACCAACUAUUACAAAAAUUUUGAAAUGAUCUCUGUUUUUCCUGUCAGAGAUCUAAAAAACCGAGAAGGUAUACCUCAGCCAGAAAAUUGGUUUGGCUUCUCUCUCUCUCUCUCUCUCUCUCUCUCUCUCUCUCUCUCUCUCUCUCUCUCUCUCUCUUUAAUUACCCUUUCAUGCUGGUUUAUUAUGCAAAACAGUUUACUUACAUGGUCAUUGUGUUUCUGAUGAAAUGAAGACUUUAAAUCAGUCAUCAGUACUUCACCUUUCAAGAUAUUAGGAAAUUAUUUGCAAAUAGUUUAAAAAGAAAAUUUUACCUCCAGUACAGGCAGUUUUCUCUUAAAGCAAAAUUGUCCAUUUAUUUAAUUUUCUCCUUUUGAAUAUUUAUAUAUCUGAGUACACAGAUAUCUGUAUACAUGUCCACUUUACCAUUUCCUAUAAAUACAGGUAUACACAUAUAUGAAGACAUAAUAUUCAGAAGGAAAGAUAUUUCAGAAGGUAAUAACUCACUUUUUUAAUCUUAAAAAAUUAAUUAAUUCUUUUAUAUAUGAAACUCUUUGCUUACCACAAGCUAACACUAAGCAGAAGUGGCUAGAAAUAUGUAUCUUUUUUGUUUGUUUGCUUGCUCGCUCUCCUUGCUAUCUUUUGUUUUGUUGUUUGUUUUAAGGUAUUAUGUACAAAUCCUGAUGUGAGAUACUGGCAAAUAACUUCUAAUCCUCUUAUAGCAGAAGAUUUAUUCUCAAAUAUUACUUUAUGCACAUUCUCCCUCAUCAUUUACUUUAAAUUCAUUCCUCUAAACAGGUUUAUAAGGGUUGGUUAAUGCUUUUGACUAACCAGGAGGAAAGGGCCAUGGUAAGAUAGGCAACGUGGCAUUGCUAGCAGUUGCUGCCAUCAAUAUACUAAAUAGCAUUUGGAAUGAACCGCAGGAGACAGGGCUCUUAGGAGCAAGGAGAGGAGAGGUCUAUGAUCUCCUUGUCUGAUAACCUCAAAUCAUAAUUUUAAGUGCUGUGCUUUAGGGCUACAAAGUAUAAUGUCGGUCCAUUUAUAUGACUGUAUUAAGUCCUUUAAGACUCUGCAGUACACACCUAAAAAAGAAUAAAGUUUGUAACAUCCCACUGUUACCAUUUUAUAAACACACACAAAAUAGACUGACAAAUUAUUAAUAUAUAUUGGGUGCAGUGGUUGCAAGAAUAUCUGAGUAGACUAGCAAUAAGAAAUAAUAACAAAAGCUCUACUUUCAGAUAACCAAUAGCUAAAAAUAAGGUUUCAUAUCAUCCACUUAUGGCCUAGGGUCAUGGUUGGCAAACUACGGCUCUUUGGCCCCUUGAGUGUGGCUCUUCCUAAGCCUUAGGAGUACCCUAAUUAAGUUAAUAACAGUGUACCUACCUAUGUAGUUUAAGUUUAAAAAAUUUGGCUCUCAAAAGAAAUUUCAAUCAUUGUACUGUUGAUAUUUGGCUCUGUUGACUAAUGAGUUUGCCAACCACUAACCUAGGGAAUUGACAAAUCACUUAUAGUUCUAAAAAAAUUACACUAUUCUGAUAUAUUUUCAAGAGCUUAAAAUACUUGACUUUUGAAAUGCUUUUAAGGUGACAUUAUGUUAACCUUUUAGCCAGGAUGGCAGACUUCCUUUAUAUCUCAGUUAUAGGUGUGUGUGUAUACAUUUUUUUAUUUUUUUUAAAGCAAGGAACACUCACAUUUCUUUGAGAGCCCAAAGUCAAAUUAUUAUUUCUUCUGUAGCAUUUCUCAGAUGCUUAAAAACAAUAACAGAUUCUCCAUUUUUUUCUCUAAGUUUUUAUUGCUCAUUAUAAUUUGAACAGAGACAUUUCUCAUACAUGAUCACACCCUUUUCUUUUUUCUCCGUUGCCUCUUAUCAUUUUAUGCACCAUAACAUAGGUAGUUCCCCCAUUUGAUUCAAGAAAUUUCUGUUACUUUGUGUCAGGUUACGGUAAACGAUUUUCACUGUCCUUAUUGAGGUUACAGUUAUCAGAAAGUCAGGUAGUCUUUUCCCAUAUUGAAAGAUUAUGCAAGAAAAUAUAAUUCACACUAUUCAUUCUUCGUUAUGUUUUUAUGUAUGAAUUUUUCAUAGGAGAAUUUACAAAAUAUUUAAAGGAAGAAAGAUAAAAUUAUUGGUCAUCUUUUAUACCUUAAGUACAAGAAUAAUGAAAUGUUCACUUUCGUUUUAAAACUUGUUUUCCACAUGAGGUUCUCACUGAGCCACCUUUAUAGGUAUAGAACUAGCCUGAAGUUUAGAGAUUUGUGUUGGCUUCAGAAAAUCAAAUUAGGCAGAAUUGCUCUGUGUGGUUGAUCUUCACAUGAAUCAACUAAUUAUAUUCAUUUUGUAUCAGUCUAUGUCAGUUAAUUAGGAAAAUUUGUUUAGUUGUUUUUCUCCCCUGAUGAAUGGUGAAACUCAAGUAUGAUAUUUCUUUAAAGAUUUGUACCUCCAGAUAUUUGCAGCAAGGUCUGCUAUUUUCCAUAUUCAUCAUUUUAUGCUACUGCCUUUAAAAAAGAACUAGUGUAUCUUUGAAAUAGCACAAAAAUGUUUUUAAAUUCAUAAUUGCAAAACAACCUGUGACUGACUAAAUGUCUUCAUAUCUAGGAAGUAUAAAAAUAUUGAUAUUUAGUGAUAUUUCACUUGUUGCCAGAAAAAAAAAUUCUCAAUUUUUUGUAAAAGGGAGGAGGAUUUUUGCAUACAUUUUUACUCUUUAAAUAAAGACACUUAUGCUGUCAUAAUAACAAU
Molecule: messenger RNA, 4973 nt
Organism: Myotis myotis
Lineage: Eukaryota; Metazoa; Chordata; Mammalia; Chiroptera; Vespertilionidae
Gene: GABPA
Product: GA binding protein transcription factor subunit alpha
Exons: 10
Coding region: 165-1526 (453 amino acids)
Biological process (GO): regulation of transcription by RNA polymerase II; cell differentiation
Cellular component (GO): nucleus
Molecular function (GO): DNA-binding transcription factor activity, RNA polymerase II-specific; sequence-specific DNA binding
Source: RefSeq, a predicted model, not a curated record